AUGCGCGCGUCCUCUGUUCUGCGCAGUGCCGCCAAGAGGGCUCAGGCGGUUGAGGUCAACACCCCAAAGCGCCUUUCCAAGACGGUUGAGAAGCGGACGCCUUUCUUGCCAAACGGGCAGGCCCCUCGCAGCACCCUUUCGUCACUCAUCGGUCUUCAUCACGAGUCAUCCACCUUCAUGCGUGACCCUGCUGAGAUUACGACGGCGUUCGAGAGCGCUUUCCGCCACCACACCCCCCAGUUCCAGAGCUACAGCUCGUUCCGCGCCGCUGCGCUGCGCUCGCGCGAGGAGCACGCCACCGGCGGGCUCACGAACUUUGCCACGCAGAGCCCCGGUGGUCUCGGAGCUCGGCGUGCGAUCGGGCUCAAUGAGGAGGACGACCUUCCGGACCAGCCGCAGGUGACUCGCAAUGUUUUCCGCCCGACCCGCAAGUGGACGAGCCGCUCGCGCUCGGCUGGCGAGCUCUCGGAGCGCGAACUCAAGGUCAAGGAGGCGCUGUUCGGCACUUGGGAGCGCGCGCAGGACGGUGUCCCUCGCCCAGCUCUCGACGGUGUUGUCGACGUUCUCGAAGCGCGCGGGCUGUCCGUGGAGGAGGCGGCCAAGCAGUGGAAGAACCGCGAGUAG
This is a messenger RNA of Cutaneotrichosporon cavernicola, 624 nucleotides long. RefSeq lists its product as uncharacterized. The transcript has a single exon. Lineage: Eukaryota; Fungi; Basidiomycota; Tremellomycetes; Trichosporonales; Trichosporonaceae. The record is from RefSeq and is a predicted model, not a curated record. The coding region runs from base 1 to 624 and encodes 207 amino acids.